Molecule: messenger RNA, 779 nt
Organism: Lolium perenne
Lineage: Eukaryota; Viridiplantae; Streptophyta; Magnoliopsida; Poales; Poaceae
Product: ribulose bisphosphate carboxylase small subunit, chloroplastic 1
Source: RefSeq, a predicted model, not a curated record
UGACCCGGCGAUUGUGUACCCUGCCUCCUCCUCUUCUUAGUAAAGCAUAUACAACUAGGCAGCUAGCUAAGUGCGUACUACAAUGGCCCCUGCCGUGAUGGCUUCCUCGGCCACUACAGUGGCGCCCUUCCAGGGCCUCAAGUCCACCGCUGGCCUCCCCGUCAGCCGCCGCAGCGCCGCCAGCGUCGGCAGCGUCAGCAACGGUGGAAGGAUCAGGUGCAUGCAGGUGUGGCCGAUUGAGGGCAUCAAGAAAUUCGAGACCCUAUCUUACCUGCCACCGCUCUCGGCCGAGGCCCUCCUGAAGCAGAUCGACUUUUUGAUCCGCUCCAAAUGGGUUCCCUGCUUGGAGUUCAGCAAGGUUGGCUUCAUCUUCCGUGAGUUCGGCAGCACUCCCGGAUACUACGACGGCAGGUACUGGACAAUGUGGAAGCUGCCCAUGUUCGGCUGCACUGACGCCACCCAGGUCCUCAAGGAGGUGGAUGAGGUCAAGAAGGAGUACCCUGACGCCUAUGUCCGCAUCAUCGGUUUUGACAACAUCCGUCAGGUGCAGUGCGUCAGCUUCAUCGCCUUCAAGCCACCAGGCUGCGAGGAGUCCGGCAAGGCAUAAGAUGUGACCCAGGAAUAACAGAUGCUAGAUGAAGUGUCUGUUAAAAUUUGUCGACAAUUCCGCUUUUAUCGUUUUACUUCUGGUUCCAUAUAACUGUGUAGGGACCAACUGUGUAUGUACACAUAUGUCUAUGUACGUACCUCGCAGCCUUGAGUAAGCCUGUUCCAUGUUA